This is a messenger RNA of Miscanthus lutarioriparius, 1200 nucleotides long. The record is from the annotation of a GenBank genome assembly. Lineage: Eukaryota; Viridiplantae; Streptophyta; Magnoliopsida; Poales; Poaceae.
AUGGUGGGCUGCUCUCGGGGCUCCCUCCCCACCUGGAUGACCGCCGCCGCCGCGCGGGUCGACCUCUCUGCCGGCGUAACGCCUUCGCACCAGGGCUCGUCCUCUCCGUCCCCCUCUUCCUCGGGUCCCGCUCCGGCCGCGGGGGCGGACCAGGAGCUCGGGAUGUUCGAGCGCGCGUUCUCCGCCGCCGGCGCCGCCUUCGUCUCAGCUAUCAUCGUCAACCCUCUAGAUGUCGCCAAGACGAGGUUGCAGGCCCAGGCGGCAGGGGUGCUGUACCACCAGCCUGCCCAGAUGGCGGCGCUUGGCCCGGAUGCGAUCCUGUCUGAAUUCAGAUGCUCUCCUUCAUGCACACGUGGUCUCGUAUUAGGAAGUGAGCCAGUUUGUCCUCCUGAUUGCUUCCAGUACAAGGGAACACUUGAUGUAUUCUUGAAAGUGGUCAGACAGGAGGGUUUCAGUAGACUAUGGAGAGGAACAAAUGCAGGCUUAGCAUUAGCUGUACCCACUGUUGGGAUAUACUUGCCUUGUUAUGAUAUAUUCCGCAACGGGAUUGAGGAUUUCACAAGAAGUAAUGCUCCUGGCUUGACACCAUAUGCGCCGCUAGUAGCAGGAUCUGUUGCACGUUCAUUAGCAUGUAUUGCUUGUUCUCCAAUUGAGCUGGCAAGGACACGUAUGCAGGCAUAUAAAGAGUUUCGUCCUGGCGUAAAGCCUCCUGGAAUGUGGAAAACCUUGGUUGGUGUUCUCUCACCACUUGCAAGUUCAAGUCAGAAUGUACAAAACUAUCGUGUUCUGUGGACUGGGGUGGGUGCACAACUUGCUCGAGAUGUUCCUUUCUCCGCUUUAUGCUGGUCAACUCUUGAGCCUAUUCGAAGAAAACUGCUUGGUCUUGUUGGAGAAGAAGGCAAUGCAGCUAGUGUAUUGGGAGCAAAUUUUGCUGCUGGUUUUGUAGCAGGCAGUCUUGCUGCUGGUGCUACAUGCCCUCUGGAUGUUGCAAAAACAAGGAGACAGAUAGAGAAAGAUACUGAGAAGGCAAUGAGGAUGACUACAAGGCAAACAUUAACUGAGAUAUGGAGGUCUGGAGGCAUGAAAGGGCUGUUCACAGGCGUCGGCCCACGUGUUGCACGUGCUGGUCCAUCAGUUGGUAUUGUCAUUUCCUUCUACGAGGUUGUCAAGUAUGCUCUUCAUGAAAGGCACACCUCAUGA